CCCAGAACUUUUAGCCAAUAAACAAAAAAAUUACAGCCCUAAAGUUAAACUCAAAACUCAUAUACCAUCUUCUUCCCGGCAGCUGCUGCUGCAUUUGCUGUGUCUUCCUCACCGCCGUUGCUGUUUCUGCUCUACCUUUCCCUUCCGCAGCUGCUGAUUCCGCCGUGUCUUCCCUGUCGCUAUUAUUCGUUGCCGCCGUCUCAGCUGCUGCUUCGUACUGUAUCCCUUCGUCUGCUGCAAUCAUUUCGAACUAUAACAUAACUGAUAAACUGUUUCUUUUCAAUUCCCAAGCCAAAAUACAUGAUGGAAAAUAAACCGUCCAGUUCGCCGAAAAGCUUUGUUGAUCAAGUAGUUGUUCCAGGAGAUGUGGUUCUUGAUCUCUCCACUAUGACUAACCAGACUAUCAAGCUGGGUGGUGGCCUCCGUCAGGAUUGUGAUGCUAUUGUGGUUAUGAAGGCCGGAAAACUAAGGUUCUCAAAGCCGAAUAAAUAUUGGGUGGAAAGCUCCCAGAAAAGGUACAUGCCUUGUGCAGAGGACAGUGUGCUCGGAAUUGUGGUGGACUGCAAAGCAGAUAAUUUUAUUGUGGAUAUAAAAGGACCAGCUCUGGCAUUUUUGCCUGUGCUUGCAUUUGAAGGAGGCACAAGGAGAAACAUACCGAAAUUUGAGAUAGGUACUUUGCUUUAUGUUCGGGUUGUGAAGGCGAAUCCUGGGAUAAAUCCUGAGUUAUCCUGCACUGAUGCCAGUGGCAAAGCAGCAGAAUUCGGUAUACUCAAAGAUGGGUACAUGUUUGAAAGCUCAACUGGUCUAUCAAGAAUGUUGUUGAGCUCUCCGACAUGCCCAGUUCUAGAGGCUCUUGGUAAAAAGCUCUCCUUUGAGAUAGCAGCAGGCUUAAAUGGCCGUGUUUGGGUGAACGCCACCUCCCCAUCAAUAGUAAUUGUUGUUGCUAAUGCAAUCAUAAAGUCGGAGACAUUGAGCGGGGUGCAGCAGAAAAUUAUGGUGGAUACUCUGCUUAACAAAAUCCGAACAUGAUUAGAAAACUCUCAAUCAAUCAUUAUAUAGAAGUUUUACGCCAAAAUAUUUGAGGACAGCAAGUUCAUCCUUCACAGCGAGGCAUCAAUUUUUUUUUGUAAUUUUGGAGAAUUAUUGAGGUGAGAUGAAUUUCUGUAUCAUUUGAGUAUAAUAGAAGUAGGUAACUAGAGCUCCUCCCCUUUUGGAAGUCAUUAUUUUGUCAAUUCAAUUUUGUUUUUGUUGCUU
Mercurialis annua (annual mercury) is the source of this 1254-nucleotide messenger RNA. RefSeq lists its product as uncharacterized. Gene Ontology annotation, biological process: CUT catabolic process; exonucleolytic trimming to generate mature 3'-end of 5.8S rRNA from tricistronic rRNA transcript (SSU-rRNA, 5.8S rRNA, LSU-rRNA); TRAMP-dependent tRNA surveillance pathway. Gene Ontology annotation, cellular component: nuclear exosome (RNase complex); cytoplasmic exosome (RNase complex). Lineage: Eukaryota; Viridiplantae; Streptophyta; Magnoliopsida; Malpighiales; Euphorbiaceae. Gene Ontology annotation, molecular function: RNA binding. The coding region runs from base 301 to 1029 and encodes 242 amino acids. The transcript is spliced from 12 exons. The record is from RefSeq and is a predicted model, not a curated record.